CACGUGCAAACGAGGACCAGAGGAGCGACCCGGAUUCUCGCCACCCCUUUUCGGGUGCAAGCGGAGGCCGAUCGACUGACCUGGGAACAGCCGGACAGGUCGAGGUGCAGCAGAUUGUGGCAGCCUUGACCCGAGCUCAGCCCUCCCGAGAGAAGAGCGAAGAGAAAGAGGAAAACAAAACACGACGACGGGCAAAGUGCAGGUUCCAGCAUGCGCGUGACCUCCUCCUUGGUCCUGGUCUCCCUGCUCCUGUUCCCGCUGCUGCUGCCGCUCGCCGAGAUGAAACAUCGGGGCAAAGGAAGAGGGGGAAGACGCAAGGGCGCCCCCGACAGGGCGAGGGGCGUCGGCCGCCGCAGCAGAUCCGACCCCCCGAAACCGGCCAACUGCUCUGAAUGGUUAGAGUCCGGGCGCGUCUUUGCGGAUUGUCAAGACCGCCGCCUCGUCGCCGUUCCCAGGCCGCAGACCUGGUCCAGGGCACCCAAGUACCUCCUCUUAGCGCGCAACAGAAUCAAGGUCCUCCGUGACGAAGCCUUCGCCGGUUACGAGAGUCUAACCAGUCUGGACCUGCAGCAAAACCACAUCUCUCUGGUGGAGGACGGGGCCUUCGAGGGUUUGACUCGACUCACGACGCUUCUGCUCCAGCACAACCGCGUGACUUCGCUGAGCGAGGAAGCCCUCAUCCCCCUGCCCAACCUCCGCUACCUGCGCCUCUACGACAAUCCGUUGAAUUGUCACUGCGACAUGGACAGCCUCGUGCAAACCCUUCAGGUCCCGAGUAACCGCAAUCUGGGAAAUCAUGCCAGGUGCGCAGAACCCCUCAGGCUGAAAGGCAAGAAGCUGAAACGGAUCGACCCCGAGCUGCUCUGCAAGAAGCCCGACCCGGAUGAAAAGCCGCAGGGCGACCAGACCGACCCCAAAGAUCCCAUGGAGCCGAGUCCCUUCCAAAACAAACCGGAUGCCAUCACAUCCUGCCACACGUAUUACUUCCCUCACGUACGCGUGGACUGCAGUAACCGAGGUCUAACGGAGGUGCCCGCCGCUAUUCCCGAGGACGCCGUCCAAAUCGAUCUCUCCCACAAUUCCAUCCGACAUCUCAAGGCCAAGAGUUUCCAAGGAGCAAAAAGUCUGAAAACGUUGAACCUCAGCCACAACAACAUGGAGCGCAUUGACACAGCUUCGUUGUUUGGGCUCCUGCACCUCCGCGAGUUGGACCUGUCGGAAAACAGCCUGCAUUUUGUCCAGUACGGGGUUCUUGAAGACCUCUACUUUCUGUCCAAGCUGAAGCUGGGGGGAAACCCCUGGGUGUGUGACUACAGCAUCCACUACAUGGUGUACUGGCUUCGGCUGCACCCGGCGGUGAGACACUCGGGCCUGAUGUGUCGCUCGCCUCCCGAGUACACGGGCGAGCGCGUGGAGGACUACGUGCGCGCCUACAACCGAGGGUGUCCCAGAGACAGGCAGCCGAGCCAGCGGGACCAAACCGAGGCGGACGAGCUGCUCUGGAACUCCCUGGAAGAGGUGCAGGGCGAGCCGGAGGAGGAAGUGGAGCCCAGCCACUUGAGACAGCCUCAGAAGUACCAGAUCAUCAGACUGUCUUGAGCCACAAAGCCUCCGCUUCUGCUUACUUUUACAUAUUGUCAAAUAGUCUGUAUCAGAUGAAGAAUCGACUUUUGUGGUGUGCAAUCCUUCCAAAAUACGCGAAUGACCUCGAAUCUUACCAAAAAAAAAAAAAAAAAAAAAAAGCAAAACAGUUUGAUACGCCACUUCGCAGGUUUAAUAGGGAUCUGUUCAUUUUCCAGUGAUGCUAGUACACAGUCGGAGGGGCGAAGGACUGGGACUGGGACCGGGACCGGGACCGGGACCGGGGCGCCUUUGCCGACGGUACCGGGUCUGCGGGCCAGCGGUCAGGGACCGCUCAUGCACAAUACUUACAAAUGUCACAAUAUUGUAGCUUCGUACACUCCAAUGUUGCAUUAAAAAAAAGAAAUAUUGAUUUAUUGGGAAAAUCUGGUUGAUAUUAAUGCUACCCCACAUUCACUUGAUAUUUAUGUUACCCCACAUUAAAGUUUGCAGUUUUAAAUUUGAACUUGAAUUUAGCCUCACUUAAUUGUUUGAAACCAGCUAAAAAGAAAAUGUUCAUUCAAGUCAAUGUUUAACCGCAACGCUCAGCCUACAAGCCGCGACUUUCUGUUACACGCUUUCAACCCUGCGGUUUAUGCGGUGAUGCGGCCAAUUUGUGCAUUUUUUUCCAACAGCUGCAAUUGGGCACUCGAGCGAAAAAAGUAGGAAUGAGACCGGUGGAAUAUAUGUGCCGAGGAAGUGACUUUUACUGGCCCUAUUAGCGCUGCGCUAGCGUUAGCGCUGUGCUAGCGUGUUGCUGCUGUGUUACUGGCAUGUCUCAGUGAUAUUUACCGGUAAGUUUUAUUUUAACCGGCCCUGUUAGUGUUAGCGCUAGCAUCAGUGCUAGCUUUAGCGCCGCACUAGCGUUAAACUCUUUCUGUGUACCGACUUUCUUUGUAAAUAUCUCAUGUUUCAAUAUGAGCACUUGCGGCUUUUACACAGCUGCGGCGUACGUAUGUACCAAUUGGUAUUUCCCGCGGUGAGGCUUGUAACCAGGUGCGCCGUGUAGGCCGGGAAUUACGGUAACAUUUUAUGAAAGGGAAGAUAUAAUAUCAAAUUUGCUUUUUAAUGGCUUGUCUAUAAAUCGUUGGACUUCUGGAGAACCUCCCAGCCAUUCAGUGUGACAUUAGACAAAGUCAAACUUUUGUGAUUUGCAGGUUUCCCAAAAUCUGCUGUAUUGCGCACGUUAACCUAUUUAAAUUAGCCCCACUCAAACUUAUUUAUUGUUAUUGAAUUUUAAUCAGACACAAAAACUCUGCAAUGAGUUUUGUUGACUGCACAGAGAAGCAUUAGCGAACGGUUAGCGUCUGAUAAGUGGCGCAUCCUCGAUUAUUGAUGGCGCACACGUGGA
Messenger RNA from Syngnathoides biaculeatus (alligator pipefish), 2971 nucleotides. RefSeq names its product leucine-rich repeat-containing protein 17-like. The transcript is spliced from 7 exons. Gene Ontology annotation, cellular component: plasma membrane. The record is from RefSeq and is a predicted model, not a curated record. NCBI's taxonomy places the organism in Eukaryota, Metazoa, Chordata, Actinopteri, Syngnathiformes, Syngnathidae. Gene Ontology annotation, molecular function: protein binding. Bases 211 to 1599 code for a protein of 462 amino acids.